Molecule: messenger RNA, 1953 nt
Organism: Eremomyces bilateralis CBS 781.70
Lineage: Eukaryota; Fungi; Ascomycota; Dothideomycetes; Eremomycetales; Eremomycetaceae
Exons: 8
Coding region: 1-1953 (650 amino acids)
Biological process (GO): negative regulation of transcription by RNA polymerase II
Cellular component (GO): nucleus; transcription repressor complex
Molecular function (GO): protein binding
Source: RefSeq, a predicted model, not a curated record
AUGUCAGACAACACUCAACUCAUUAGCGGUGUGAAGCUGACUGGCAAUCUAGACUUGAACGAUGUGCUCAACUCCCUCCCUACCGCAAAGGACGCGCCGUUCAAUACAUACCAGCGACAACACGACCCAACCUGCCUUCCCGAUACCCGCGUCGACCUCCUCCAAGAGAUAUACGACUGGGCUGACGGGCAAGAUGGGCGCUCUAUUUUCUGGUUGAACGGCUUGGCCGGCACGGGCAAGUGCUUCGAUGAGAAGCAUCUCGGAGCCAGCUUCUUCUUCUCGCGCGGCGGUGGGGAUGUCAACCAUGCAGGCAAGUUCAUCACGAGCAUUGCGUGGCAGCUGGCGAACAACAUACCCUCUCUCCAACAGUACAUUUGCGAUGCCAUUAGAGAGCGCCGCGACAUUACGAGUCCACUAUUAAAGCUAGGUGAAAACGGUAGCCAGUCCUCGUACAUACUUAUCGUUGAUGCGCUCGAUGAGUGCGACGGUGAUAAUAACAUCCGGAUUAUUAUACACCUCUUGGCUGAAGCUCGAUUCCGACCUGAGAUUCCAAUCCGAUAUGGAUUCCGUCAGCUACCGAAUGCGAAUCUCCAGGAUUUUGUACUUCACAGCAUAUCACCCUUAAUCUAUAAUCUUAAACUUAUUGGACAGGAGCACUCUCUGGAUGACUCCUGGCCAGGCGAAGAGAUUAUCAAAACCCUGAUCCAGAUUGCAGGGGGAUUGUUCAUUUGGGCUGCAACCGCUUGUCGGUUCAUUCAAGAAGGUUAUCUCGUAGACGAAAGAGUGCAAACUUUGCUAGAAGGCAGUGCCUCUAUUCCUGCACCAGAAGAGCAUCCAGAAGUACACCUUAAUAAGCUCUAUACUACCGUCCUAAAGAAAUCUAUCCGGCCAGGUUACUCGGCAAAGGAGAAGGAAGCAUCGUAUAGCAUGCAAAGGCACAUUCUUGGAGGCAUCAUUGUUCUCUUCUCUCCGCUCUCUGCCAGCUCGCUUCACAGGCUGCUUAAUAUCACCAAGCAAAAGAUCGAUCAGGUGCUCAGGGAUCUUUAUGCGAUUCUAGACGUCCCCAAGGUCGACAUAUAUCCACUUCGCCUGCAUCACCCUUCGUUUCGCGACUUUCUUCUCGAUAAAAAGAGAUGCGGAGAUCCGAAUUUCUGGGUAGACGAGAAGGAAGCCCACCAAGUGUUAACCAACAGCUGUAUCCAGCUUAUGUCGUCAUCACUUAAGCAAGAUGUCUGUUGCGUAGAUGCCCCCGGCAUGCUUGUAGCCAAUGUCGAGAGAAGACGAGUUGAACAAAGUCUUCCUCCUGAAGUCCAGUACGCAUGUCUGUACUGGAUCCAGCACCUCCAGAAAAGCGGUGCUCGACUUUGCGACAAUGGUCAAGUGCAUCAAUUCUUACAGGAGCAUCUUCUUCACUGGCUCGAGGCUCUUGGAUGGAUGGGGAAGGUGUCGGAAGGAGCUCAUGCUAUCGCGUCUUUAGAGCUAUUUACUUCCUUUGGUAAUUGCCCUGGCAUUUUAAGCUUUAUCCACGAUGCGAAGCGGUUCGUCCUCUAUAAUCGGCCAGCUAUCGAGCAGGCUCCUCUUCAGACGUACUGUAGUGCCCUCGUAUUCGCACCGACAAUAAGUAUAAUAAGAAAGCAGUUCGUAAACUGUAUACCUAGAUGGAUACGAAAUUUGCCAAGGGUCGAGGAGAAAUGGAAUGCGGUAAUACAGACGCUCGAGGGCCAUUCGGGCUGGGUCUGCGCCGUGGCCUUCGCGCCGGACGGCAAGACGCUGGCGACGGCAUCGGCGGACACGACGGUCAAGCUGUGGGACGCCGGGUCGGGCGCGCUGCAGCAGACGCUCGAGGGCCAUUCGGGCCGGGUCUGCGCCGUGGCCUUCGCGCCGGACGGCAGGACGCUGGCGUCGGCAUCGGCGGACACGACGGUCAAGCUCACGAGUGGCGACAACCGAUGA